Molecule: messenger RNA, 2985 nt
Organism: Sus scrofa (pig)
Lineage: Eukaryota; Metazoa; Chordata; Mammalia; Artiodactyla; Suidae
Gene: SLC46A1
Product: solute carrier family 46 member 1
Biological process (GO): transmembrane transport
Cellular component (GO): plasma membrane
Molecular function (GO): transmembrane transporter activity
Source: RefSeq, marked validated
GAAAGCCGACCGCCUGGCGCCCGUUCAGAACUGCAGGAGCAUGGAGGCGCCCGCGAACUCCCGGGACCAACGCUGCGAGGGGCCCCCGGAGUCUGUGCUGUGCCGCGGCUGCGUGGAGCCGCUCGUCUUUCUCGCCAACUUUGCCUUGGUCUUGCAGGGCCCGGUCACUACGCAGUACCUGUGGCACCGCUUCAGUGCCGACCUUGGCUACAAUGGCACCCGCGACAGGGUCAGCUGCAGCAACCACAGCGUGGAUCCCACCGCGCAGGAAGUGGAGACUCUUACCUCCCACUGGACCCUCUACAUGAAUGUCGGCGGCUUCCUGGUGGGACUCUUCUCCUCCCUGCUGGGCGCCUGGAGUGACUGUGUGGGCCGCCGCCCGCUGCUGGUGCUGACCUCCCUCGGCUUGCUGCUCCAGACCCUGGUGUCCAUCUUUGUGGUACAGCUGCAGCUCCAUGUUGGCUACUUUGUGCUGGGCCGCAUCCUUUGUGCCCUCCUCGGCGAUUUCAAUGGCCUCCUGGCUGCUGGCUUUGCCUCCGUGGCAGAUGUCAGCUCCAGCCACACCCGUACCAUCCGAAUGGCCCUGCUGGAAGCAUGCAUCGGGGUGGCGGGGAUGCUGGCAAGCCUUAUCGGAGGCCACUGGCUUCAGGCGCAUGGUUUUGCUAACCCCUUCUGGCUCGCCUUGGCCUUACUGAUAGCCAUGACUGUCUAUGCAGCAUUCUGCUUUGGUGAGACGGUGAAGGAGCCCACACCUGCCCGGCUCUUCACACUCCGUCACCACCGAUCCAUUGUCCAGCUCUAUGUGACCCAGGCUCCGGAGAAGUCCAGGAAGCAUUUAGCCCUGUACUCCUUGGCCAUCUUCGUGGUGGUCACUGUGCAUCUGGGGGCCCAGGACAUCCUGACCAUCUAUGAGCUGAGCUCACCCCUCUGCUGGGACUCUAGGCUGAUCGGCUAUGGCUCUGCGGCUCAGCAACUCCCCUACCUCACCAGCCUGCUGGGCCUGCGGCUUCUGCAGCACUGCCUGGCCGACAGCUGGGUGGCUGAGGUCGGCCUGACCUUCAACAUCCUGGGGUUGGUGGUCUUUGCCUUUGCUACCAUCACCCCCCUCAUGUUCACAGGGUACGGGCUCCUCUUUCUGUCGCUGGUCAUCACUCCUGUCAUCCGGGCCAAGCUGUCCAAGCUGGUGAGCGUGUCUGAGCAAGGUGCUCUCUUUUCCGCCGUGGCCUGUGUGAAUAGCUUGGCCAUGCUGCUGGCCUCCGGCAUCUUCAACGCGCUCUACCCGGCCACCCUGAACUUCAUGAAGGGGUUCCCCUUCCUCCUGGGCGCUGGCCUCCUCCUCAUCCCCGCCCUCCUGAUUGGGAUCCUGGAAAGGGCUAAUCAUUGCCGUGAAUUCCAACAGUUUUCCCAGAGCCCCUGAUCGGCCUGGACCAGAGGACAGAGGGCAAGAGGCAGCAACGUGAGCACUAACCAACUGGAAGGAUCCCAGCCCCCAGCAGCAGCAGCAGCAGCUCCCCCCGCAGGGCAGGGUUCGCCUUGGACCAGGUGGUCAAGCUAGACCACGGCCCCCACCUCAUCCACAGCCGUGCCACUAGGAUCUGAAAUUGUAACCCAGACAGUCCCGCUCCAGGGCAGGCAGGGGGGGAGCCAUUUGGAACAGGAAUCUGUUUACCCUUUAGGCCGUCAACCACAGAGACCUCGCCAAGAGGGGAGGAGAGGUCAGGCUGGAGGGCCUGGAGGGACUGGCACCUCCCCUUCCAACCCCAACUGCACAGUUCAUGGCGAGCAGCCACCAGUCACUGCUUGGUGAUGAAAAUGGUACCCGGUCAGUGUCGGCAGUGCAGGGAGGGGCUUGGUGCCCCCUGGGGAGAGGGUGCUGCUGUCUCUGGCUGAGAAUCUAUCUCCUGGGCUUUGCAGUGCCAAUCAUAAUAAGAAGUCAGUAUAACUGCCCGGCAAAUGAACCUUCUGGCCCCCAAGGCAUUGGGCCUGGGUUGCUGGGGGGGGUCCCUUUGUCUUCCUGUUCCCAGUUUGGCCAUCAUAGGUCAGGCAGCAGCAGCUGCUGCUGGGAUGGGCAGGAGCCCCUGAGUUGCCAUGGGACUGGUACUGGGCAUGGCCAGCCCAGAUCUCACCUGCCCACCCUUUAUCGUCUCCUGAGCUGCUCGGAGGCAAAGGCUGCCACGCUUGCCUCAGGCCAGCAGAGCGGCUCCGGGCAGAGCCCUGGCCACUCGUUCCUCAGGGUCAGAGGUCCACUGCCUGAUGUACCGGUCUUCCAGCUACACCAGCCCAAGUAGAGUCAGAUUUUGGUACCAGUCAGCCCUCGAGCAGCUCCUCGUGCUGGGCCUUUCAGCGGGGCCAUGUGCUGACCCUCCCUCAGGCAUCUGUAGGUCAGCGGGAACCUGGAGAUGGGCCCAGCUCCCCAGAGAACAAGGGGCCCAUUUCUCGAGCAGUAGGCAAGCCUGGACCUAAAGUUGAAAGGCAAGAUUGGAUUUGGUAUUAAGGCACUGGCUUCGAUGAGGGCCAGAAGCCCCCAAGCAAAUUAGGUGGUCUUUGACUCCUCGAAACAGUUGGCCACAAGCAUGGCCCCUUGCUCGUCUUUUCCCCUCGUUCUCUCUCACCUGCCCUGCCAGCCAGCCUCCCGCCUAGAAAUCACACAGGUAAAGGGGGAGGCCUGGGGCAGACCAGGGUCUGCUGUGGCCCUCUGAGCCUGGGCGUGUUUCCAGAUUCCCAUCUCACUGCCCUCUGUCACGAAGAGACCAAAGCAAGGAGAAUGCCCUCUGCUGACUGUCCUGGUGGUGCGGAUGACAGUGGGGAGGCGCUGGGCGAGCCUCAGGCCCAGGCUGUGCUCUGCUUCAGGCUCGGGUGGGGCCUCGAGCAAGGCCCUCUGUGCCAGGGGCUAGAUCAGCCUUGCCCCUAAUUGUCUGAUCUUGGAGGGACAAGUCAGGAAACACUACAUUAAAUAAUGUUCUAAGAUCCUUCCUAUCUCAGACA